CUUAUUCCUUUGAACACUUUGACCAGUGCUGCUUCUCCUUGACUACAUUGCGUUUAUUAUAGCUUACUGUCAACACUGCCAGCAACAUUUUCUGGAUAUAAAAUCUCUGGAACAGCACCUUCGAUCCUCUAAGCACUGCUGUGAUAGAUGUCAGAAAUUCUUCAAAUCUCCCCGGUCAAAGAAACAGCACAUGGAAAAUUCAAAGUGUCAGAGUGUACAUCUAGUCGGCCGUUCAUGCCACCCCAAUGUCCGUUCCAAAGGACCACAACGCGCCUGGUAAGGACGGAGUGAUAGCUCUCUACCAAUGAUGAUUGGGGUCGCCGUCACAGAUAUCUAUCCCGCAUAUCUCGGAGUGCCUCGGGAUGCAGUCAUGCCCAUUUUUAGAAUGGCAUGUCGCCUCCGUUUUAUGAAGCCUGAUAUGGAUACCUUAUUGCGACAUAUCAACACACAAUUAGAUCAUAUGAUUGUCGCAGCCCUCAUCGAGGCUGCCCUUCGUCUCUUGCCACCUGACAACACGCCCGAAGGGAAGGAGAGACUGCAGAAAAAGAUAAGGGAUGCGCAGCUAGCGGAGAACAGCUUUACCGACCAAAUAAGAGCAAUGGACUAUCGGUUCCUCACUGAAAGUGAGCAAAAAAAACAAAACCUGCAAUCAACACCUGAUAUUCGGUUCCUGGAGCCUGUAUCAAUCCAUGGGAAAUUGUGUCACUGGUUAGAAUACAAAAACUACUUUGGAUUCAAAGCAAAUCCAUUUAUCGCUACGAAAACAAGGAAGCAAUUGCAGAGAUACUUGUCUGCUCUUGGGCCAGGCGCAGUGAUCUAUCGUUUGGGAUUCGAAAUUGAUCACAUAUCGAUAGAGGGAGUCCAAUCUUUCCGCGAGACAGAAAUAUUGUAUUCCCUCAAGCAGCAAUCCAGGGCUAAAUUAAGUAUGAAAUAGACCCUGAGUAGACCGAGCCAGGUGGAGAUAGCGGCUACCCUCUACAGACAGUUGCUAAUCCCAAACUCUUCCGUUCCUGUAUCCGACUUUCAUUUGUCAUUGUUUUUAAUUUUUGAUUUUGAUCUAUUGGAAUUCUAACUAAAUUCCCA
Aspergillus caelatus is the source of this 1083-nucleotide messenger RNA. RefSeq lists its product as uncharacterized. Bases 305 to 934 code for a protein of 209 amino acids. NCBI's taxonomy places the organism in Eukaryota, Fungi, Ascomycota, Eurotiomycetes, Eurotiales, Aspergillaceae. The transcript has a single exon. The record is from RefSeq and is a predicted model, not a curated record.